UGUAGAAACCAGGAAGUCAAGGAAGUAGUUGGCAGAAUAAAAAUUGAACAUGUAGUUAAAGGGGAAAUAAUGAAGUUAAAACGAGUUUUGUAAAACAAGGUCAAUCUUAUGUUGAUGUGUCGGACCAUGUCCUCCAGUGCUGGAAUUCAGAUACCGAACCGUCUGCCGCUGCUGCUGACCCAUGAAGGGGUGCUCCUCCCGGGCUCUACCGUCCGGUUCAGCGUGGACUCUCCACGGAACAUGCAGCUGGUCAGCCAGCGGCUGCUGAAGGGGACUUCACUGAAAAGCACAAUCAUUGGAGUGAUUCCUAACACCAGAGACCCAGAGCACGACACCGAUGACCUCCCCACGCUGCACAAAAUCGGUACAGCAGGGAUAGCGGUGCAGGUGGUAGGCAGUAACUGGCCAAAGCCCCACUACACUCUCCUCAUCACUGGAUUGUGCCGCUUCACCGUCACAAGUCAGCUUCAGGAGCGGCCCUUUGUCUUGGCCGAGGUGGAGCAGUUGGAUAAACUGGAACAGUACACGACCCCAGUACCAGAGGGGGUCACGGCAGAAGAUGGAGAGCUGGGGGAGCUGUCCCAGAAGUUCUACCAUGCUGCAGUACAGUUGUUAGGUAUGUUGGAUAUGUCCGUUCCAGUAGUGGCCAAGUUCAGGCGUCUGUUGGACAGUCUUCCAAGAGAAACUCUUCCGGAUGUGGUGGCCUCCAUGAUUCGCACAUCCAACAAGGAGAAACUUCAGGUCCUGGAUGCAUUGAGCUUGGAGGAGCGGUUUAAAAAAGCUCUGCCCAUGUUGAACAGGCAGAUAGAGGGACUCAAACUGCUGCAGAAAACCAGGAAGAGAAGUCCUGACAACGAGAAGAGGGUGUUAUCAGUGCGCAAAGGCGGAGUGCUCCCAGGCCGACAGUUUAAUCUGGAUGAGGAGGAUGAAGAUGAGGAUGGUAACGACACAGCUGCCUUGGAGAGGAAGGUCCACGGGGCCAACAUGCCUGAAGCUGCACUCAAAGUCUGUCUCAAAGAGCUCAAGAGAUUGAAGAAGAUGCCUCAGUCCAUGCCCGAGCACGCCCUGACCAGAAACUACUUGGAUCUGAUGGUAGAGUUGCCGUGGAGCAAAAGCACUAAAGACUGCCUGGACAUUGGAGCCGCUCGUACUCUAUUGGACAACGAUCACUAUGCCAUGGACAAGCUGAAGAGACGUGUGCUGGAAUACCUGGCUGUCAGACAGCUUAAGACUACACUGAAGGGCCCCAUCCUCUGCUUUGUUGGGCCCCCAGGAGUCGGUAAGACGAGUGUGGGACGCUCCAUAGCCAGGACUCUGGGGAGAGAGUUUCACCGCAUUGCUCUGGGAGGAGUCUGUGAUCAGUCUGACAUCCGAGGACACAGACGUACGUAUGUAGGAAGCAUGCCGGGACGCAUCAUCAACGGUUUGAAGACAGUGGGUGUCAAUAAUCCGGUGUUCCUCCUGGACGAAGUGGACAAACUGGGGAAAAGCCUUCAAGGAGACCCUGCAGCUGCUCUACUAGAGGUCCUGGACCCCGAGCAAAAUCACAGCUUCACAGAUCAUUACCUCAACGUGGCCUUCGACCUCUCCCAAGUGCUCUUCAUCGCAACUGCAAACACCACUGCCAGCAUUCCCCCUGCCCUGCUGGACCGGAUGGAAGUGCUGCAGGUUCCAGGCUACACUCAAGAGGAGAAGGUGGAGAUAGCUCACCGUCACCUGAUCCCAAACCAGCUGGAGCAGCACGGAUUAACACCUCAACAGCUGCAUAUACCACAGGACACCACUCAAAACAUAAUCAGCAGGUACACCCGUGAGGCAGGUGUGCGCUCCCUGGAGAGGAAGAUCGGGGCCAUCUGUCGAGCGGUGGCUGUAAAGGUUGCUGAAGGUCAUAGGGUUGCUAAGACAGAGGAAGCUGUGACACCUGAGGGCUCAACACAGCAGGGGGACACGGCGGCGCCUCCAGAGAUGCCCAUAUUGAUCGACCACAUCGCCCUGAAAGACAUCCUGGGACUUCCUCUGUUUGAGAUGGAGGUGUCUGAGCGGCUCACCCUGCCCGGCGUGGCUCUGGGUCUUGCCUGGACCCCUCUGGGUGGUGAGAUCAUGUUUGUGGAGGCGAGUCGGACCGAGGGAGAGGGUCAGCUCACUCUGACAGGACAGCUGGGGGACGUCAUGAAAGAAUCUGCCCAUCUGGCUAUAAGCUGGCUCAGAGCAAACGCUAAGACCUACCAGCUCACCAACAUAACAGGAGGUUCAGAUCCACUAGAAGGAACAGACAUCCACCUCCACUUCCCUGCUGGAGCUGUCACUAAGGAUGGCCCCUCUGCGGGUGUUACCAUAGUAACCUGCCUCGCCUCACUGUUUAGUGGCAGAUUGGUCAGAUCGGACGUUGCCAUGACGGGAGAGAUCACGCUCAGAGGCCUGGUGCUGCCGGUGGGCGGGAUCAAGGACAAGAUCCUGGCAGCUCACAGGGCAGGAGUGAAGCGCGUCAUCCUCCCCAAACGCAACGAGAAGGACCUCGAGGAGCUUCCAGCCAACGUCCAAGUGGACCUCGACUUCGUCACAGCUGGAAACCUGGACGAGGUUCUGAAUGCCGCCAUCGACGGAGGUUUCCCAGGAACAGCCAGAUCCUGCACACAACCGCAGCUGAGCAGCAAACUGUAACACUGAGGACAUGUGAAGUGAGGAAAGUGUUGUUGAAUUGUCCUGAUACAGGGGAGUGUCAUGUUUCACCUUUGACCUCUCAGUGUGGUUGGUCUUAUGCUGCUAUGCAGCUGCAGGAAAUAUCAGUCAGUUUAAACCCUGACGAGUCCUGUUAUUGAUCUCGAACUGUGUUUGAAGAUGUUUCUAUUUGUCAAAGGGUAAUUUCCAAUAGAAGGGAUUAUGUGAUGUUAAUGAAGCAGUACUCAGAGUUAAGCUUGAAAGAUGUGCAGAACAGCUCUCUCGUAUGAAUUCAUGAGCUAGAUUAAGAUAAUGGCAGCUCUGAGCGUUGCUGUGUAAGUGCCUUUAAGGGUUCAGUCUCAGUUAUCUUCCAGACUGACUGCUGUUAUCUUGGAUGUUUAGCCAGGCAACAUGAAGAAGAGCUGGUGAGACCUAUGAUUGAGUUUGAUUAAUUCAGUUUGUGCUGAACAAUAAUAGAAAAGCAGACUGCUGAGAGGGUUCAUGUAUGUGAGGAUAGAAGCUAAUGAUGAAUCUAAUCACUGUGUUUAAUCACCUUAAGUGAUGUAACUUGAUGUCACCUGAUUGGUGAAUGUAUUUUCCUGUGAACGAAGAUUUUUAAUUUUAAUAGUUGUACCUCACAUUAAGUUUGACGGCAUGGUAUCGGUUAGAAAUCUGAAACCGUCUCAAACAUGAGGUGAAGGGCUCAGUGAGAGGGAGUGGAGCCAAUCUGUUGUAUAACGGGUUGAUUAUUAACAAUGAAUUGUGAGCAUAUAUGUUUUAAAAAGCUUUAACAUUCAGAGACUUUGAAUACACAGCUCUUAAUGUCAAACUACAACAAUAUGCACUUGUAUCCUGUAAAAUAAUUAAUUAAUUAAAGAUACUAAAAUUCCUAAAAAAAAAAGGCUUCUUACUCAUUCAUUCAGAUUGUUUUUGUGCUUUCACUUCUACAAAAUUCACACCUGUAUCAGAUGGUAUCCCUGUGUGUGUUUUCUACAUGUAUUUGUGCUGAGUUCACCCUGAAGCAGAAGAAAAAUCCAUAUUUUACCUUUGUGUCCCAGAUGUGAUUUUCUCUCUCUUCCCUGUAGUAAAGCUACAUGAAACACCA
This is a messenger RNA of Notolabrus celidotus (New Zealand spotty), 3763 nucleotides long. RefSeq names its product lon peptidase 2, peroxisomal (gene lonp2). The record is from RefSeq and is a predicted model, not a curated record. Gene Ontology annotation, cellular component: peroxisomal matrix. Lineage: Eukaryota; Metazoa; Chordata; Actinopteri; Labriformes; Labridae. The coding region runs from base 109 to 2661 and encodes 850 amino acids. The transcript is spliced from 18 exons. Gene Ontology annotation, biological process: protein catabolic process; protein processing; protein targeting to peroxisome. Gene Ontology annotation, molecular function: serine-type endopeptidase activity; ATP binding; ATP hydrolysis activity.